AUGGACUUCAUCAGCAUUCAGCAGUUGGUAAGUGGAGAAAGAGUUGAAAGGAAAGUGUUGGGGUUUGGACAUGAAGCUCCUGAUCCUGGAGGCUGGCCUAGUGACUGGAGGCUGGGACGCCAAGAGUCCGUGGCCCAGGAGAAGUUGAAAUUGGAAGAAGAGAAGAAGAAGAGACUGGAAAGAUUUAACUGCUCCAGACUAAAUCUGGAGAACCUGAGAGACUUGGAAAACUUGGUUCAAAGACGAAGAGAAAAACGACUGAGACGCAGAGUCCCCCCCAGGAAACCUGAGCCCAUGGUUGAGCCACAGCCACAGGCCCAGCGGGAGCCUGUGGGCCUGGAGAUGUUCCUGAAGGCAGCUGCUGAAAAUCAGGAAGCCCUGAUUGACAAGUACCUGACAGAUGGAGGGGACCCUAACGCUCACGACAAGCUCCACCGCACAGCCUUGCACUGGGCCUGUCUGAAGGGUCACAUCCAACUGGUGAACAAGCUGCUGGCAGCUGGUGCCACUGUGGAUGCUCGGGACUUGCUUGACAGGACACCUGUAUUCUGGGCCUGCCGUGGAGGACACCUGGACAUUCUCAAACAGCUGCUUAACCAGGGAGCCCAGGUUAAUGCACAGGACAAGAUCUGGAGUACCCCCCUUCACGUGGCAGUACGCACCGGCCACUCUGACUGCCUGGAGCACCUCAUUGAGUGUGGAGCCCACCUCAACGCACAGGAUAAGGAGGGGGAUACAGCUCUCCACGAGGCUGUGCGGCAUGGCCACUACAAAGCCAUGAAGCUGCUGCUGCUCUAUGGAGCCAAGCUGGGAGUGCAGAACAUGGCUGCCCUGACUCCAGUGCAGCUGUCACGAGAUUGGCAGCGGGGCAUCCGGGAAGCACUGCAGGCCCAUGUUGGGCACCCCCGCACCCGGUGCUGAUGACUCGGACCUGUGGGGUUCUCACAGCCACCAUUCCAAUCCCUCACUUGCAACUGCAUUUCUGGGUCUCUUGACCCUCAGUCCAGACUCCUCAGGGCUUUGCUUCCUCAGGCCUAAGGCCUCAGUGGGAACUAAGUACACUGGGCACAGCAGGUAGAAAAAGCAGGCCUCCGGGCUUCAGUGCCAGGUGGGGCUGCAUUCCCUGCUAGAGCUACGGCGGAGGACUAGAGGGCAGCAGAAAGCAAAGUGGGUCCCAAGGAGGGUCAGGGGAUCGAGUGAGAGCCAAAGCCAGAGCAGAAAGUGAGCAGGCCGGUACUACCCAAGGCUGGGUGCUAGACUUCCUUGGUGUCUGCUACCCCUCAGAAGACUAGCCCUGGCCUUCCACAAAAGCCAGUCUUCUGUGGGUGGUGAUUCAGGUGUGACCGACAAUUAUAUCCAGGACCUGAUGGGAGCCAAAGUGGAAGCAGGCCAUGAAGGUGCCAGGCAUUAUGCAGCUGGCCACUGCCCUUAAGAGAGGUUUCCCCUGGGAACUCCAUUCCUAUCAACGGCAACCCUGAUAGUGUCUGGAGUAGCUCUAGCCAUCUCUGGUCUUCAGGACUCUGAAGGGGGUACUGGCAGGCUGUGAGGGCACAUCAGCAGGUUUGAAACCCCACAGAGAAGUCAGUACCUACUGGGUUGCCUCAGAAGCCUGAGCUAGAGCUUAUUUAGGAGAGACCUGUGCUCACUCUGUAAGGGUUGGUAAGGCCAGCCUGCCACACUUUUAUUGGUUGGCUGGCGGCUCUCCUUUGAGGGGUUUGAGUGCCUGGGUACUAGGGACUGCUUGUGGCCCACUCAAUUCUUGAGGUGGUGGCCCGCAACCCUAUUUUGCCCAAGGCUUCAAUGUCCUCUACUACUGGAGAUGUUUUGGCCUGGCCCCUGUAUCCCACUCUGCACACUGAGCAACUGGGGACUUGGCCUAUGGGGGUCACAGGGAAAGUGAGGAGCACGCCACUCCCCUCCCUCAUCUGCUAACUGGUGGUGUACAAGCUCCCUUCUGGCUCCUCUCCCCUUGCUCUUUCACUGGCAGAGACCUGUACUGCUGGCGGAGCUGGCUCCUUAAAUGCCAGAAAGCUGAUCUGAAAGAGCUCUACUCCCAACUGACCACAGACUGAGAGAAGGAUUAAAAAGAUGAAGGCUUUGUUUCCCUCACACGAUCCUGGGUUACCUAGGUACCUGGGUUGGCAUCUAAUUUGCAGCAGUUAAUUUUUAAUCUAACUUUGACUUUAACUUCUGAGGCUAAGAACAAGGUUACCUUUACUAUGUGAAAAAGAAGCGACUAGUGCUCCAUAACCCGGGGCCACACACACCUUCCACAGGCAGUGACCUGUGGUGACACAGCCAGUGCACACAGGCUCUGGUGCCAUAGGCAAAACAGGCAUUCAGGACUAAGGGCCUUAUCUAGAAAAUGAGGAUAUUGACGUAUCAGACAAAAACACUUUUUUUAUGUGGAGUACUUUUUUCUCAUUAAACUGAUUAUUCCUCACAGCCUAGUUGUCUUUCUUUGGCGGGGCUAAGCCAGUACAGUACAUUGGGCACCAAGGACUGCCUGCCAGGGCCAAAGGCCUUGAUAUACUUGAGCUUUGCAAAGGUGCAAAGCAAUUCAGUGAGUGGAAAGAUGGCUUUUGAACAAAUGGAGCUAAGAUAAUUGGACAACUGUAGGCUUGAAAAAAAUAGCACAGUAUGGUGGCUCAUACCUGUAAUCCCAGCUACUAAGGAGAUGAAAA
Messenger RNA from Dipodomys ordii (Ord's kangaroo rat), 2684 nucleotides. It is a transcript of the gene Ankrd23, whose product is annotated as ankyrin repeat domain 23. Lineage: Eukaryota; Metazoa; Chordata; Mammalia; Rodentia; Heteromyidae. Gene Ontology annotation, biological process: positive regulation of transcription by RNA polymerase II. The transcript has 9 exons. The coding region runs from base 1 to 921 and encodes 306 amino acids. The record is from RefSeq and is a predicted model, not a curated record. Gene Ontology annotation, cellular component: nucleus. Gene Ontology annotation, molecular function: protein binding; transcription cis-regulatory region binding.